UAGGCCGACGCGGAGCAAGCUGAGCGUAGCCGUGUUAGCGCGUACGGGCUAGGCUGAAAAUGCCUGUGUUUUACACCCCCAUUCCCCAGAACCUGAGAGUGGGGCUAGCUCACGCUAGCAGCUCAGUGUUUAUUAAUAACAGGACGAGGGACAGUGGUGACCUGAGGGAGCACAGUGUCGAGGAUGAAGUUUGUGGGGAAGUAUCUUCUCACCUGCCUCUGCAGAUGCUCCUCUACUUUAACAUGUUCUACUUCCCGUUCUGGUGGAUCUCUGAGAUCGUCAUGCUGGAUCUAAAGUUCCCCAUGCUGCCCGGAUACUACCAGUGUCUGAUGGUGAUGGGAAUGGUGCUAAUUAGCUUAUUUGAGGUGAUCCGUGUCUACCUGGGUUAUGUUGGGAACCUGAAAGAAAAGGUGCCAGAGCUGGCUGGUUUCUGGCUGAUCUCCUUCCUCUUCCAGCUGCCGAUCCUGCUCUUCUUCCUCAGUGAUGAAGGUCUGCUGAUCCUGCCUCUGGAGCGGGCGGUGCACGCUCUGUAUCUGGUCUUUCUGCUGGGUGAGGUGUCCACCUCCUUCAUGGCUCUGAGGGUCAUGACCCGGAAACUCGCCCUGCAGUUUCACCUCCGGCAGUUCGGCCUCCACGCCACGGACACGCUGUCAGCAUUCGGCGCCAGGAGCGUAUUACCCAUGCUGCCCAUCAGAGACAUCCAGCCACAGUGAUCAGUGUGUGUGUUUUUCUUUUUUUUUAUUGCAUUUGUACUUUUUCAAAGUUUUAAUAAACUUUUCAUAAAUUUCUUAAAUAUUCAAUCAAUAAUAGCACUUUUAAAAUGAUUAACGAGCUUAAUCUGUCUAUGGUCCAUUCCACUAAAUGGGUGCCAUUUGCAUGUUGUAACCCUUUCAAAUUAAACGUAUUGUUUUAAUAACACAUGUAUUAACUAUAAAUUAUGUCCAUUGUAAUGGACGCAGGGUCUGAAGGGGUUAAGUAGUUUUUAUUAAUGUUUUUAAUUACAUAUCUUUAUUUUUGCAAUUAGGUCAAUGUAAAAAAAAGACACUAUGCUUAAUAAUAUAUGUAUUUUAUUAAGUUAUUUUGUGUGCACACUUAUACAUGUAAUUUACUAGUAACAAAAAACGUGCCCUAUACAGCUUUUUAAUUUUUUUUUCAGUACCUGAAUGUGGUGUACUUCCUUUCUUGGCCACUUGGUGGCGCAGUAAGGCUGUGCCAAUUCCAGGCAGCCCCCUAAAGCCAAUAAAC
Astyanax mexicanus (Mexican tetra) is the source of this 1245-nucleotide messenger RNA. RefSeq names its product transmembrane protein 17A. The transcript has 4 exons. Bases 60 to 713 code for a protein of 217 amino acids. Lineage: Eukaryota; Metazoa; Chordata; Actinopteri; Characiformes; Acestrorhamphidae. Gene Ontology annotation, biological process: non-motile cilium assembly. The record is from RefSeq and is a predicted model, not a curated record. Gene Ontology annotation, cellular component: ciliary transition zone.